CCCUGAGAAAACGUUGACUCAUAAGAGGACGACGCUGCCAAUAACUAUGUGUGAGUGUCAUGAAAUGUCAGAAGAUGGCAGCCUAUACCAUCGAGUCUUAAAGGCUAUUGAAGCACAGACGCCACCUGCAGAAAACGUGUCUACACGCACAAUGCCAGUGAUGACAGAGGAGGCCUGUGCUGACACAGUAUUAGGAGUUAUCUUUGUGUUCGAUGCUCAGAACAUCGCCGACCUUACGCAAAGCGACCAUGUGGCUCAGUAUGAUAAGAUCAAUCACCUCCUUAAACAAAGCGAUAUUCCUAGAAGUGUGGUUAUGACACAUGUUGACGCUCUGACACCUGAUUUACCAUCUCAUUUCUGGAACAACGAUGUACAAGGUACAUUAUCUCUAGGGCAGGCGAUUUUUUAUGUUCCCGUAUUCCCAGUGAAGUGCUACACAGACCAGCCCCAGCUUGAACAGAACACGGACAUAUUGCUACUUGAUGCCUUGAAUUCCAUUUUAACAAUGUUUAGAAAGAUUUAAAGUGUUUUAGUUAUGUGUCACGUUUAUUUGGCAGAUAACUACAUCCAGACUAUAACAAGGCCGAUUGUGCAGUAAGUGGCCAUAAGUGAUUUAAUUAACAUUUUAAUUAACUGUUGCAAGAAUAAUUUUCAUAAAUUGAGUAGAGGUCAUUUUAUUUUGAUAUAUU
Molecule: messenger RNA, 689 nt
Organism: Haliotis rubra (blacklip abalone)
Lineage: Eukaryota; Metazoa; Mollusca; Gastropoda; Lepetellida; Haliotidae
Exons: 3
Coding region: 47-523 (158 amino acids)
Source: RefSeq, a predicted model, not a curated record